AUAUUAAUGGCAAUCAAUGGUAAUUCAAAUACCAGUGACAAUAAUAAUUAUCAUCAAAACGAUACUCAUCUUAACAAUAAUUUAGUCGAUCUUAACAUUAAUAAUGAUGAUAGCUUCCUGUCCAACAGCACCGGCACUCACGCAGAUCACGAGCACCUCCAGCAACGGGUCGUAGAUUUAGAGAGAAAAUUAAGCGAACAGUGCGAUGAAAUUGUAUGUCUCAGGAGUACAUUGGCUGAUGUGUUGAGACGGGUUACUCAACUCGAGGGCAGAGCACCGGUCAUUACUACUACAUCAACAACACUGCCAAACAAUACAUUCAAUAAUAAUAAUAAUAAUAAUAAUAAUAAUAAAGGCAUACAUUUAUCAUCGUUAAGAAGUUAUAGCAAUUCUUCAAUUUAUAGUCCAAAUAAUUCAAGAAAUAAUGUUAAUUAUAAUAACAACACCAACAAUAUAAAUGGUAAUAAUAAUAAUAAUACUAAUGGUAUAAAUGGACUGAAAAACAAUCUAUUAAUCAAUGGAAAUGCCGGCAAUCAGUCCAUCAAUGGCAGCAACGGAGGAACAAUGGGUGCACCGUCUGGUCAGCCAGUGGUCAACGGUCACCGACGCCUUACACACUAUCCGUCCAACAAUUCCCUCCAUAGCAACAGCGACCGAGGAGGAGGUGGCGGAGGUCAUAGUUCGUCAAACAGCGGAUCGCCAGUACCGUCGCCAUCGCCGUCCCAGUCGUCUAACAGUUACCGAACCCAUACGCCAUUGUCGGGUACAUCGCCCAGACAUACGCCACAACGGGAUCACCACCGGUCGUCGUAUUCGUCCUCAACUUCAAACUUGGUAUCGAUGCGGAAAUGGUCGGCCAGUCAAGAGUUUAGAGGCAAUCCCAUGGAUCUGUCCAAUAGACGGAUGACCAGUGGGUCACUAUUUAAUCUUCAUGUUAUGAGAACAUCAUCUACCGGUGCUAUAAACCACAUCAGACAUGGUACUAAGGAAGCCACUCAUAAUCAAGAGGACGGCAUAAUUCGUAUUUACCUUAGAGGACAUCCACUAGUGGUACACAUACCGACCGACCAAUUGCACAGUUAUUCAUUAAACAAAGUCAAUAGUCCGCCCACACAACGCCUUAAGCUUGAAUGGGUUUACGGAUAUCGGGGUCGCGAUUGUAGACAUAACUUGUUUUUGUUGCCGACCGGUGAGAUUGUCUACUUUAUCGCUGCCGUAGUCGUACUCUACAAUGUCGAAGAUCAGAUCCAACGACACUAUUUGGGACACACCGACGAUAUUAAAUGUUUGACAGUACAUCCCAAUCGAUUGCUCAUUGCUACGGGACAGGUAGCCAGUUUGGACAGACGUGAGCGUAGAGCACAUGUACGUAUCUGGGAUUCGGUUAGUUUGAAUACGUUGCACAUAAUCGGCCAAAACGGUGACUUCGACCGCAGUAUACUGUGUCUGGCCUUUUCCAAACUGGACGGCGGAAACCAUUUGUGUGUAAUCGACGAGUCCAACGAACAUACCAUUUCGCUAUGGGAUUGGCAAAAGACCGACAAAGGACACAAAAUUACCGAAACAAAAACCAGUUGCGAUCCCGUACUGGCCGUCGACUUUCAUCCGAUGGACCGAUUUGCACUGACCACCGUCGGUAAAGGUCAUAUACACUUUUGGGAUAUGGAGGGCGGAUCUCUAUCGAAAAAAUUGGGUAUUUUUGAGAAACAAGAAAAACCGAAAUAUAUUCUGUGUAUGGCUUAUAACGAUAUGGGAGAGCUAUUAACUGGCGAUUCAAAUGGCAAUAUAAUGGUCUGGCAAAGAGGAUCCAAUCGGCCAGUUCGGGCAGUCUAUGGUGCACACGAUGGCGGUGUCUUUACUAUUUGCGUAUUGAAAGAUGGAUCGGUGGUAACGGGUGGCGGCAAAGACAAACGUAUUGUCGAAUGGGAUUUCAUGCUUAGUCGGACUGGAAGAGAGGCUAAACUACCCGACCAGUUCGGUGGCGUCCGUACACUGACCACUGGAAAGGGAUCGAUGUUAAUGGUGGGCACCACUAAAAAUUGUAUACUUCAGGGCACACUUGCACUGAAUUUUUCAUUAGUGGUUCAGGGUCACACUGAAGAACUGUGGGCACUGGCUAUACAUCCGACACAAAACCAGUUUAUAACAGCCGGCUAUGACAAGACUGUCCACUUGUGGGAUACGUUAUCGCAUACAGCCGUCUGGAGUAAGGAUAUGGGCGAAGCCAUACAUUCGGCCGCUUUUUCGCCCGACGGUUCCGUAUUGGUUUUCACAACGACCAGCAGCCGAUGGAUAGUAAUGGAUUCGACAACCCGUCAGAUGAUAUCAAUGCAUUCGGACGGAAACGAACAAAUAGAUUGCGUCAAGUUUUCGCCCGACGGACGCUUUCUGGCUCUCGGUUCACGCGAUAAUCAUAUCUAUGUCUAUCAGGUUUCCGAAGAAUAUCGCAAAUACAACCGAAUCGGCCGAUGUUCGGGUCAUUCAAGUUUCAUAACACAUCUUGAUUUUACCAGAGAUGGUACUUACAUUCAGAGCUGUUCCGGCGAUUACGAACACCUGUUCUGGAAUGCAACCAUUUGCCGACAGUUGAACAAUAUGUCCAUUGCCCGCGACCUGGACUGGCAGUCGCACAAUUCGGUACUCGGUUUUAACGUUCUGGGUAUUUGGCCAGAGAAUGCCGACGGCAGCGAUGUCAAUACGUGCGAUCGUUCGCAUUCCGGUCGCCUGUUGGCCACCGGCGAUGAUUUCGGUAAAAUUAAUGUCUACAGCUAUCCGGCACCGCAACCGAAAUGUCUGAAUCAUUCGUACGGCGGACACAGUGGCCAUCUAACUGGUGUCCGAUUUAUGGCCGACGAUUCGCGACUCAUAUCGAUCGGCGGCCGCGACUCGACUGUCAUGCAAUGGACUGUCUCAUGAGUUAUUGUUUUAAAAAAAAAAAUAAUGAUUUACCGAUAAUUUCGCUUUCAUAUACAGUAUAUUAUUGAAUGUUGUGUUAUAUAUAUUAUUAUUUUAUUAUUAUAUCU
Molecule: messenger RNA, 3023 nt
Organism: Oppia nitens
Lineage: Eukaryota; Metazoa; Arthropoda; Arachnida; Sarcoptiformes; Oppiidae
Product: echinoderm microtubule-associated protein-like 2
Exons: 11
Coding region: 7-2916 (969 amino acids)
Biological process (GO): microtubule cytoskeleton organization
Cellular component (GO): mitotic spindle
Molecular function (GO): microtubule binding
Source: RefSeq, a predicted model, not a curated record